Molecule: messenger RNA, 637 nt
Organism: Anopheles cruzii
Lineage: Eukaryota; Metazoa; Arthropoda; Insecta; Diptera; Culicidae
Product: probable RNA-binding protein EIF1AD
Exons: 1
Coding region: 77-517 (146 amino acids)
Biological process (GO): translational initiation
Cellular component (GO): nucleus
Molecular function (GO): translation initiation factor activity; RNA binding
Source: RefSeq, a predicted model, not a curated record
UGCCGCUAAAAAAGAGUCACAGAAAAGUGUUGAUAUUCCUCUAUUACUACGCAUUUCCGUCCCGGCAGAUCAUCCGAUGUCCCGUGUAACGAAAAUAAAGCACGUCCUCAAGGAGCAGGAAGCGGACGAGUUCGAUGUGCCGAAGGAAAACCAAAGCAUUGUGCGCAUCGUCGCCAGCCGCGGCAACAACCUGCACGAAGUGGAAACGGCGCAGGAGGGCGAAGAGCGGUUCCUGGUGUCGAUGCCGGUAAAGUUUCGCAAAAAUGUGUGGAUCAAGCGCGGCGACUUUGUGCUGGUGGAACCGAUCGAGGAGGGCAACAAAGUGAAAGCCGAAAUCUGCCGGAUACUGACGCCGGAGCACAUCAAGGUUUUCGAGCAAGAGGGCGUUUGGCCGCGAAAGUUCAGCAGAAAGCGCGAACUGGAGGAAGACGUGGAUGAGGACGGUCUCGUGCGGAACACGAACCGGAAGUUUGUCGCAGAGAACGAGUCCGAAGACGAUGAUAGCGAGGAGGAUUGAGAAGCAACGUCAAACGGACCGAUGAAUCGGUAGCAAUUUGCAUCAAUACGUUUAUUUUGUUAAAGAUUUAGAGGAUAGAAGUAUCAAAAAACGACUAAAGAUACCCAAUAUCUGUACAUU